AUGUCCCCCCCGUCGCCCAACACCGCGCGAGGGCGCUCCAGCAGAACACGCCUCUUCUUCUCAGGCGCUCCCUUUUCGCGCAGCCGAAGCGACAACACAACAGCCUCCGCGAACCACGCCCCGGAAGGCGGGGGCAGGCCAUCGGCAGCCACGUCGUCAGCGGUGCCGUCGAGGCCUAGCGCGGGCGGCAUCAGCGACGGCGACAUCAAGCUGGAUUUCAACACGUCGCCACCGUCGGCCGCGCCCUCCGAGCAGUACCGCCGCGCGAGCACGGACGGCUCUACGACGUUCCGCGACACGCCCAAUGCCGCAAUCUCGCAGCGCCUGGGAGGCCCUGACGUCAACCAGUUUCUGGGCGGCUCGGGAAGAAGUCCGGGCGCGGCGCAGGCGGAGAGGAGUGCGGGCGAGCGGAUGCGGGAGGAGCUGUCGCGCCUUGCCAUGCUGGAGGAGACGCCGGAGGACGACGACUGGCUGGGCGGGGAGCUGCUGCGCGCCAAGACUGACGGCGCAGCCAAUGCGGAGAGGCGCGCCAUGAUGCGCGGAAUCACUAGCGGCGUCGGCGGCAGUCGUCCAGGUUCGGGAGGGAGCCGCAACUCGCAUGCCGCCAACGAGGGGCUCGGCGGAGCUGCGGCGGAAGAGUCGCUUUGGCCGGUGGGCGCGGCGGCAUGGAAUGCGGGCGAGCUCCCCGCGCUGUUCACCCACUCCAUGCCGUUUGCCCCGCCCCCCCGAGUCGCUGCCUCUGCCGCUCCGCUUGCCCAAGGGGCCCCCGCCGCCGAAUGGGGAGCGUUCCCCGAGUACGGGGCGAUGGGCGGUGUCAGUGCGGCGGAGGCGCGCGCACUGAAUCGGAGCAACAGCAGCGGAAACAAGGCGUGGAACCCGUCGGAUGGCGCAAGCAACGCGGGUAACGUGCCGCUGUUUCCGUCCAUCAGCAGCAGCAAAGGCAGCAGCAGUUUCGUCGGCUCCCGCCGAGCCUCUUCGAGCGGCGGCCAGCGAUCCAUGGAGCAAUUUGAGAUGCAAGCUGGGCUUAUAUCGGGUACGAUGGGCAGAGAGCAGGCGGCGAAACCGCCGCUACAGCAGCAGCUGCCGCACCUACGGCAACAGCCUAACCCGCUUCAGCGCCUGUACCCAUCCGCGGUGGUCCCGCAAUCCGCGGCGCUCCCGCAAUCCGCGGCGCUCCCGCGGAACGUGUUGGCUUUGCGCCGGCCCAGCAGCAGCAGCGGGACCGCCGCUUCAAGCGUCACAGGGUUCGCGCGUGCGACGGGCGGAGAGUCGUCUAGCUCCAUGUCGCCCGACGCCACCUCCACGGACGACGACGGCGGGGUGUGCGACGCGGAUUUCCUGUCGGCGCCGAUCGCGCGGUCGGGGCCCGUGGCGUACGGGCGAGUGGGUUUGACGGCUCGCGGGGGAGGGGCGCAGCCUAUGGCGCAACGAGGGCCUUCCGCGCUGCGGUUACCGGCAGCCGGUCGCAACCUGCCGCCGUCGCUGCUGCAGAAGCUGCAGUCGCUGCAGCAGCUCACGCAACCAUCGCCCGCACCUCCUGCAAUGGGCGAGCCUGCUUCUGCUGCCCCUCCAGCCUUCGACGCCACCACCGACGCCAAGCCACGCGUGUGGGACCGACUCACAGCCCCGGCUGCGCCCUCUGCCAACACGCCUCCCAUGGGCGGUGCUGCGCAAGGGGAUGCGCGCAGUGGCUCGUCUGUGGCGUCCAGCGGGUCACACGGGGGGUCUCACAGCGCGGAGCACGCACUGUCAGACGGGGAGGGCAAUGAGGAGGACAGCACGGCAGGCGAGCCACCGAGUGCAUGCCUCAACUGGCAGGGUGUGGAGAGCCUGUGUCGGGACAUGGAGCUGGACCGGCGCCCCAUAGAGUCCAUUGACAUCAUCAUCCCAGCCCCCGACACGCCAGGCACCACCGCGGCCGGCGCUGCCUCCAGUGUGGUGUACGGGCUGCGCUUCGCUGGCACUGGCGAGUGGCAGCAGCCCGCCUGUGAGGCGCGUGCGGGGGUCGAGGUCGCGCGCCGAGCCCUCCCCAGCAUGCCGUCGGGCGGGUCCGCGCGUUCCACGCCGCGGCGCACGGCGGGGGGCGUUUCGCGCUCGUACACGGACGAGCUGCAGCAGCAGUCGCCGCUCAUGACGGCCGCGUCCUCCGCCUCCCCGGGCGCCUUCGGCGGCGGCUCGUCGCGCUUCUCCGCGGGCGGCGACGAGGCGGCGGCGGAGCUGCUCAUCGGCAUUCCGCCCAAGCGCCGCGCGGGCAGCAGCAGCUCCACGGGAAGCUUCCAGGAGCGCGACCGCAAGACCGUGUGGUUCGGCCGCCCGGGCCACGGCGCGGUCGGCAUCUCCGGCGUGGAGAGCGACGCGGGCAGCAGCGCGGGCAGCCUGGGGGGGGAGGGCUCCGCCUUCGGCAACUCGCUGACCGGCCCCGCGAGCUCGCGCCUGAACGGGCUGCUGUUCGGCGGGGGGAGCGGCGGGGGGGGCGGAAUGUCGUCGUCGAUGGUGGGCGAGGAGGAGACGAUGCCCAUCGCGGGCACCGUGGGCGAGCCCAGCCCGUCGCACGGCGGCACGCUGCGCGACUACUCGAUGCGCGGCGGCAAGCACUUCUGGACGUGCGAGCGCGUGGUGCUGGCGUGCGCGCUGGUGGGGCUGCUCGUGUCCAGCUCGCUGCUGCUCGUGCUCUGGCUCUCGGGCGCCAUGAACAAGUCCGCGCCUCCGCCCAUGGACCCGGCAGUGUCGCAGGCGGCUCCCGCGCCCCCCGCGCAGUCACAGUGGGGGGAGCAGAGCAGCGGGCAGGGGGGCGACGCCGCAGAGGGGGAGGGAGGCGGGGGGGAGCAGGCAAGCACAGACGGGUCAGGGGGGGCAGGCGGGGGGGAAGAGGGCGCGUGCGCGGGCCCGUGCUGCAGCUCGCGCGCGCCUGCCGUGGCGGGCAGCACCGCCACCAUGCCCUCCGUCUGGUGGUCCGCCGCGCUCCACCACGGAGCGCAGGUGCAGUUGCAGGCGUCCAACGGGCUGUGGGUGGGGCCGCGCCUGCCAGCGGGGCGGUGGGCGGAGCCUGGCGCGUAUCACGAGGGCGCGCCCGCGUCCGAGUUCUACACCGUGGAGCGCGACGACACGCAGGGCCACGGCAGCGGGGCGGUGCGCCUGCGCACGCCCCAGGGCACGUACCUGACGUGCGCGCGCGAGCUCACUGUCACGGGGCUCGACGCCUCCGCCACCCCCGCCUCGCUGCUCUCCAUCGAAGUGGUGGAGGGCAUACCGCAGAAGGCGCGCAUACAGUGCAGCGACGGGUCGUUCAUGGUGGUGGAGGAGUCGGGCAUCCUCAUGCGCUCGCGCAACCGCGAUGUGGCCGAGGCAUUCGCUGUGCGCGAGGCCAUGCAGCUGCCCGCCUUCCGCGGCGUGGGCCUCCCGGGGUGGCUGGUGCUGGAGGGCUGGCUGCGCCCGGACCUGUUCCGCCGCGUGCCCGUGUACAUCGACGGGCUGCAGUUCUCCCUGCAGUCGCUCUACACGGGGAGCUUCCUGCAUGUAGACCCGGCGAAUGGGUUCCGGCUGGUGGCCAAGGGAAUGCAGGCGGGCGACUGGGCGUCGUUCCACAUGCGCACGCUCACGCUGGAGGACCGCCACCUGCACGAGGUGCGCUCGCUCGACUUCUCCUUCUGGUCGCUGCACAACUCCUCCUCCCCGCCCGCCAACGCCUCCGCUGCUGCAGGCUCUGGCGCCCCAGCAGCACCAGCGGGAGGCGGUGGGGGCAUGGCGGAGGUGCGCAGCGACGUGGCGAACCCAGGUGGCGAGGGCCUGGAGACGUUUCGGUUUGUGUUCCACGGUGCGGAGGCGCGGUGGGUGAUGAUCCAGGCGCCCAACGGGCGGUUCCUCUCCGUGAACGACGACGGCAGCGUGACGGCGUCCGUGCCGGCGGAGCAGGUGAACACGGCGGUGGGCAGCUGGGCGUGGACCACGGGUGUGGCGUUCCUGCUCGUGCACAACACGGCGGUGCGCGGCGAGUGGCAGAUGGGGCGGCACUGGGGGCCGGACGAGGUGGAGAAGCGCCUGGAGCAGCACCGCAGCACGUGGGUGACGGAGGAGCACUUUGGUGCGCUGCAGCAGGCGGGGGUGAACGCCGUGCGCGUGCCCGUGGGGUACUGGAUUGCGGAGGAGGGCAAGGCGGAGGGGGAUGUGGGCGCGGGGGGCCCGCUGUACCCGUUCAGCAAGGGCGGGCUCAAGUACCUUGACUGGGCCUUUGACAUGGCCGCCAAGUACGGCAUGCGAGUCAUGCUCUCCUUGCACGCGGCACCGGGGUCGCAGAACGGGUACGAGCACUCAGCGUCGCGGGACGGCAUCCCGGACUGGGCAGCAUCACAGGUGAACAUAGACCGCACGGUGGAGGCCAUUGACUGGUUCGCCCAGCGCUACGCCACCAACGACGCCUUCGCCGGCAUCGCGCUGCUCAACGAGCCGCUGGAAGAGGCCAUCUCCGCGGAGACUCUAGGGAACUACUACGAGCGCGCGUACGCGGCGGUGCGCGUGCACUCGCAGUGCGCGUACGUGGCGAUCAGCGCGCGUGUGGGCGCGGAGGCGACGGAGGUGCUGGACUUCCUGGCGGACGAGGCGCAGUUCACCAACGUCAUCCACGACGAGCACUUCUACAACAUCUUCCAUGACGCCCCCAAGUCCACCGCCACUCACGCUGCAGCCGCCACGGAUCCCGCUGCUAUCGACCCUGCUGCCAACACGGCCGCCACGGGGGACGCUUGGGGCGGCGCCGGCGCUGCUUCAGGCAACCUGUCGGCGGUGCUGAGCUUUGUGCUGACGACGCGCGUGAAGGAACUGGGGCUGCUGCAGCCGGCAGGGAGCGAGCGUGUGGCGAUGGUGGGCGAGUGGUCGCUGGCGGUGGAGGGGCAUGACAGUGUGGACGAUGCGGGCAUGGCGGGUCUGGCGUCCGCACAGCUGGCGGCGUAUGCACGUGCACGCGCCGGGUGGUUCUUCUUCUCACACCGCAUGGGCCGCCCACAGUUCCCGCGUUUUAGCUUCCUUGACUCGCUCGGGCGUGGGUGGCUGUCGCUGCAGGGUGGUGGCGGGUGGUACUAG
This is a messenger RNA of Closterium sp. NIES-65, 5076 nucleotides long. NCBI's taxonomy places the organism in Eukaryota, Viridiplantae, Streptophyta, Zygnematophyceae, Desmidiales, Closteriaceae. The record is from the annotation of a GenBank genome assembly.